This is a messenger RNA of Sander lucioperca (pikeperch), 5003 nucleotides long. RefSeq names its product spermatogenesis associated serine rich 2 (gene spats2). The transcript is spliced from 13 exons. The record is from RefSeq and is a predicted model, not a curated record. NCBI's taxonomy places the organism in Eukaryota, Metazoa, Chordata, Actinopteri, Perciformes, Percidae. The coding region runs from base 427 to 1905 and encodes 492 amino acids. Gene Ontology annotation, cellular component: cytoplasm. Gene Ontology annotation, molecular function: protein binding.
UUUCUAGAGAACCAGAGUCAGAAAGAGAAACCUAAAAGUGGGGAAACAGCUGGCCCAUAAAAUGAAUCCAGAUUGCUGGAGGUCUGGUUGAAGCAUUUUAAAGACUACAGGGGACAUAAUUGAAGCAGACUUGGACAGGGCAGCAGCAGUCAGCAGGAGAUUUUAAGAUUUGGAUCAACUUGGUAGAGAAACGAGAGGAAACCCCAAAUCUUUUCCUAAAUGGUGGAGGACUGAUCGGAACCUCAUUCGUCCAACUCUCCUGCCAGUUGGGAGCCUUGUUGGCAUCUUGUCUAACAAGAAAAACUGUGGGAAAGUGGCCACUCUUGGAGCCCUUAUUUGACCACCAUCUUAAACACAUUUGAAGCGUUAAUACUGUCUUGAGGAAGUACGCAACCAAACAUUUCCUGGAUACUUCUGUGUGACAACAUGGCAAAGAAAAACAGCCCAAAGGAUACGUCAGGGGUGGUGUUUGACACUCGUUCAAAAAUGGCCAUGUCCCAGGGAGGAACAGCUGAGAGGAUGAAAGAGAAGAUCAGUGCCGUCAGGGCAGUUGUGCCCAACAAAAGUAACAAUGAGAUAGUGCUGGUGUUGCAGCAUUUCGAAAACUGUGUUGACAAGGCCGUUCAAGCUUUCUUAGAAGGCAGUGCUGUUGAGAUCCUGAAGGAGUGGAAUGUCACCGGCAAAAAGAAGCCCAAGAAGAAAAAGAAGCCCAAGCCUCAGCCAGAGGCUUCAGCCGAGCCUGCUCCACCUGAGUCCACAUCGCCUGAGGAGGGCAAGGAUGAGGUCAACGGCUUUCAUGCCAACGGAUCAGUAAUGGACGUAGAGUCACUUGAUUCUCUGAGUGAACAGCUGGACUCUGCCUCCCUGGAUGCAGCCGAGCUGGACUCUGAACCUGCUACAUCCGAAACCACCGGUGCAGAAGCAGAAAGUCAAGGUAGCGUUCCAAGUCCCCCCUUACAGCAAGGAGGGAGGAAUCACCAGGGUCCCAGAGGCAACAAGAACCGACACAGGCCAGGCUCCAAUUCACAUCCACUCCCUUCCUCAUUUCCACCCAACACUGAUGAGCACGGAUCGUCAGGAGUCAAGAAGAUGGCUCCCAACAUUGACCGCUCUGUGAAGGACCUGCAGAGAUGCACCGCCUCACUGACUCGCUACAGGAUAGUGGUCAAGGAGGAGAUGGACUCCUCAAUCAAGAGGAUGAAGCAGACGUUCGCUGAGCUCCAGAGCUCUUUAAUGGACCGAGAAGUGACUCUACUGGGAGAGAUGGACAAAGUGAAAGCAGAGGCCAUGGGGAUUUUGGACUCCCGGCAGAAGAGAGCGGAGGAGCUCCGACGGCUGACCGACCAGUCAGCAUCCAUGUCUGAGGAGCAGCUGACUGAACUGCGUGCAGACAUCAAGCACUUUGUGAGUGAGCGUAAAUAUGACGAGGACCUUGGGAAAGCUGUAAGAUUUACAUUUGAUCUUGAACCGCUGAAGGCGAGCAUCUUAGGGUUUGGAUCAGUUUACCAUCCGCAUACAGGCUACUCCCACCGGUCCCGCUGUAGCUCCACGUCCUCUUCUGUCGCCAGCCCGAGCCAGCUGGAAACGCCCCCUCCCACCCAGACCCAAAGCACCCCCAGUGAACACCGCCCUCCACCAAACAAACAGAUUUUCCAAGGCAACAGGCGUACUUUCCAGGGACAAGGGUAUCAUUCGGGUGCUCAGAGGUAUAACGGCGCUUCCUACCAUGACCGGAACGCCGCUCGUGCUAACCACCGCUACCAGAGUGACAGUGGCUCUUCUGGUCCUUCGCAGCACUCCCACAGCUCCAGAGGUCCCCAGCAUUUCUCCACGUCCUCCUACAACCCAGACCGACCCUCUCAUAACGGGCUGCCCCAAAGGCCUCCGCGGACGCAAUGCCCCUGACAUUGGAAACCCCGUGCUUAAUCAAACCCAUCUACUAACCCUUGCACUCGUUUCCCUAUAGCCUCCCCAUGCCUUCUACACUCUUCCCCUCUACUUAACUCCUUUCAAUGAAGAAUAGAAUACAAGUUUACAUAUUUCUGUGAGUCGAGCUGUAGUGCCACCUCUCUACAUCAAACUUGAAACGCUUUCACUGUCCUGUAAUCGCUCGUCCUUUUUGCAUUUCUUCCAUCCUGGUUAAGGUAACCGCUUCUAUCUUUAGGCUCCCUUUGAGAGAUCUCAUUGCUAUGCUAUUGCCAGUCUCUGUUAUUAUUUUCUACAUUUAAGCUGUCUGCCAGAGACCACCAUGAUUACCUGAAACAAUUUGUGCACUAUUGAAGUUGAGCUCUUAGUUCUAUUUCUAUUUUUGCGGUGGCUUAUUUCAGCUCUCUGAUUUGCACGUCAGAUCUUUUUUUUUUUUUUUUUCCUUCUCGUCUCCCAGAACCAUUUCAAUGCCUUCGCCGUGGAAAGCGUAGUGUAAGUGCAAAAGCAGCUCUAGCAUUUACAGAGAUUUUUGUCAUCAUGAGAGUAGACCUGCAAUCAACACUACAGACUAUCAUUAAUCUUUACAAUGUAAAAAAAAAAAAAAAAAGAAAUGAAGCAUAUCAAAACUGUAAUCCACAGCUUUUCGUAUGGCUGCUACAAACCAUAGGGGACUUGUUAACACUAGGACUUAGAUGUGUUUGAGAGUAACUCUGUGAACAGAGAGGUUGCCGCCUUAAAGGAAUAGUUUGACAUUUGAGAAAUGGCUCGUUCCCUAACUUUCCAAGAGUUUGGAUACGAAGAUGGAUACCGCCCUCGUGUCUGUACGAUAAAUAUUUCAACAGCAGCCAGUUAGCUUAGCACAAAGACUGGAAGCGGGUGCAAACCGCUUUUGUUACCUGACUUAAUGUCACAAAAUCGGCCUACCAGCACCUAAAGUUCAAUAAUUAACACUUUCUAUUCUAUGUUUGUUUAUUUUUUUUUUUUUUUUUUUACAAAAACUGAAGUGUAAAAACUACAAGUUGUGGUUUUUACGGGGGGGGGCUGGGGCUAUGUGCCAGGCAGGCAGAGCAAAGCCAGCUGUUUCCCUUGUUUCCAGUCUUUAUGCUAAGCUAUGCUAUGCUAAGCGGCUGCUGGCUAUAGCUUCAUAUUUUACCGUGCAGACGUGACAGUGGUAUCAAUCUUCUCAUCUAACUCUCUGCAAGAAAACAAAGAUGCACAUUUCUCAAAAUGUGGAGCUUUUCCUUUAAAUAUUGCCUAGGACAGUGAUGCGUCGCCCUCCCACUGGCCAACGGUUAUCGUGUGUGCUGUCGUUGGCUUGCUGUCCGUUAUUUUGUAACAAAGAGAGGGCUCAUUACCUUUUUUUUUGGUAGAAUACUGUUCAAUGAUAUGUCAAAACUCACAACAAAGGAAACUGUCUACAUGCUCUUCUAUAUUUAGUCCUUGACAAUUAUUCAAAUGGAUUUUCUUCCACACACAGUUUCUCCUUUUGUGUUGUUGCAUUGUUAUAUGCACAUGGACGGCAUAUUAAUGACAUGCUUGCCUUUAGUCACAGAGAGACUUCACAUUUGCCUUCCUAGAGACAUAGAUGUCUGCAUCAUGACGGCUUUCUAAACCGAUGGUACUCGUAGAGCAGAUGAUUUAUAAUUAUAUGUGUGAGAAUAAGAUCUUUUCUUCCCCUUUUUUUAUAUUCUCAAUGUAUCCCAUCCAUGAGCGUAAAACUGAUCAAACCGAUGAAUGAAUUAGAAGGUUGUAUUGAACUCCAAAAAAACUUUCUACGGCUGCCAAGUAGAUGCUUUAAGGCUGCUUGUCGUUAGGGUUAUGUCUCAUCGUAGUGUCCAUGGCUUCUAACAGAAAGCUGGUGCGUACCUCAGUGCUGAUGAUAUGACAUGGCCUGUCUUCUGGCAGUGGGCUCUUAUUUAAGGGACAGGGACCCCUGGUGAUGCCUCUUCUUGUAGUUAUGUACAUACAGCAUGUGAAGCUGCAAGGCUGUAAUGUAAGACUGGUUGUUACAUAAUUGCUGCAUUUUUUUCUCCAUAAUGUGGUCUUCCUUUGAGCAGACUUGAAAAACAUGAAUUUAUAAUAUGUUCCCCCCCCCCCCCCCCACACACACAUUUUUUGUUUCCUUGUGGGUUUUCAUAUGAUGGGGAGAUUUUUCUUCUUAUUUGAGAGAUUCAAAAAAACCCCAGUAAUUAUUAGUUAAUACUGUGGAGAGAAGAGCGUUAACUUGUUUGCAGUCUUGGGUGAAUAUGUGCUAUAAUGACACGUUUGGACUUGGGUGAAUAUGUGCUAUAAUGACACGUUUGGACUAAGGGGAAUAGUUUGACAUUUUGGGAAAUAACGCGUAUUCUCUUACAGUUUGAAAACGCUUCCGACAAAGCAUAAAUCUCAUUUUUUGUGUCGCUUGUAGAAGUUUGUUUUCGAGCAUUGUUCUUUGGGCUCGCCCACUACACCUGCGGUUCUCUUCGUCAGUAGUUGCAGAUGGGUUUUUUGUUUUGUUUUCAUUUACUCCAGUAUAUCUCUGGGCUGGAUUUGUUCAAUCAUGACUCAAAGAGAGUAGAUUGUGUCUGCCUCACUUUAACCACUUUUUUUGUUUUUACAUUCCAAACUGUAGGAAUAUUAGGUUAUCGCCAAAGAAAUAAUUUCGUCCUGUUUUUUUGUUUUUGUUUUUUUGCUCGGCCUGUAAAGAAUUCCAAAGGGGAUAUAUCCAACACUUCACCUUUUCUUCCUAUACUACUUUAUUUUCUGAUUCCUUACUGUAUAUACAUAUAUGUAGCUAUAUAAUUUUGUGCUCACAUGGGGCAUUUUGUAUGUGAUAUUCAUAUUAGGCAUAAUGGAGGUUAGACAUUUAGUUAAUUCAUUCUUCCAGUAGACCUUGUGUCCUCCUUCUCAAGACAACCUUUCUGAGACAACUGUUUACUCAAGUGCCUUUUCUUGUCUCCCACUGAUUCAUUGACGUCCCCUCCACCAGAGUAUGGACCAAAGACAUCGACCGUCCCCAACACCCCCUCCUCUCUUUCUCCCCACUCACUGAAUUGCACACUUUUUAUUUACUACGAAUAAACAGUUUGCAAUACUGA